This is a messenger RNA of Ornithorhynchus anatinus (platypus), 938 nucleotides long. It is a transcript of the gene NUBP2, whose product is annotated as nucleotide binding protein 2. Lineage: Eukaryota; Metazoa; Chordata; Mammalia; Monotremata; Ornithorhynchidae. Bases 24 to 854 code for a protein of 276 amino acids. Gene Ontology annotation, molecular function: ATP binding; ATP-dependent FeS chaperone activity; 4 iron, 4 sulfur cluster binding. Gene Ontology annotation, biological process: iron-sulfur cluster assembly. The record is from RefSeq and is a predicted model, not a curated record. The transcript has 7 exons. Gene Ontology annotation, cellular component: cytosol.
GCAGCAGCAGCAGCAGCAGCAGCAUGGAGGGCGGCGUGGAGGCGGCCGGCCCCGAGGCCGGGAACCUGGCUGGCGUCCGCCACGUCAUCUUGGUCCUCUCUGGGAAAGGAGGCGUCGGAAAAAGCACCAUCUCCACGGAGCUGGCCCUGGCUCUCCGCCACGCUGGACAGAAGGUGGGGAUCCUGGACGUGGACCUGUGCGGGCCGAGCAUCCCGCGCAUGCUGCGGGCGCAGGGGCGGGACGUGCACCAGUGUGACGACGGCUGGGUGCCCGUCUUCGUGGACCAGCAGCGGACCGUCGCCCUCAUGUCCGUCGGCUUCCUGCUGGAGCGGCCCGACGAGGCCGUGGUGUGGCGGGGACCCAAGAAAAACGCGCUGAUCAAGCAGUUUGUGUCGGACGUGGUCUGGGGCGAGCUGGACUACCUGAUUGUGGACACCCCCCCCGGGACCUCCGACGAGCACCUGGCCCUCCUGGAAGCCCUGCGUCUCCGCCGGCCCCUCGGAGCCGUCCUCGUCACCACCCCCCAGGCCGUGUCGGUGGGGGACGUGCGCAGGGAGCUGACCUUCUGCAAGAAGACAGGACUACGGGUCAUCGGAAUCGUGGAGAACAUGAGCGGUUUCGUCUGCCCUCACUGCACGGAGUGCACCAACCUUUUCUCCAGAGGAGGCGGGGAAGGCCUGGCGCUGCAGGCUGGCGUGCCCUUCCUAGGCUGCGUCCCCCUGGACCCCCAGCUCACCCAGAGCCUGGAGGAAGGCCAAGACUUCAGCCAGGAAUUCCCCAAGAGCCCGGCCUUCGCCGCCCUCACUUCCAUCGCCCAGCGGAUCCUGGACGGGACGUGGGCCCAGGCCCCGUGACGCGCCGGGGCCGGCCAGGACCCCGGCCCCUUGCACGGACUGCUCCCCGAUUCCCCGGGGACCCCUCCUCAUCACCCCCGGACG